AUGACGACGGAGAGCGAGAAAGUGGACGCCCUGGUGGCGGAGGCCAUGGAGGAGAGCCCUGAGGAUGUGUCCAGCGAUGGCGAGUCCGAUGUGGAGGAAUCGAAGGGCGCCGACGGCGGCGCGCCUAAGGUCCGCCAGAACAAGAACGAGCGGAAGGCGCGCAAAUUGUUGUCCAAGCUGGGCCUCAAGCCCGUCGAGGGUGUGAACAAGGUGUGCAUCAAGAAGUCCAAGCAGGUCUUCUUCGUGGUCAGCAAGCCCGACGUGUACAAGCUGCCCAACUCCGACACCUACGUCAUCUUCGGCGAGGCCAAGGUGGAGGACACCGGCGCGAGCUCCGCGCUGGAGACCGUCCAGCGUCUGUCGCAGCUGUCGUCGGCUCUGCAGGCUGUUAGCGCGGCCACCGCCAGCGUGACCAACAUGGCCAACGCCCUCAGCGCCGUGUCCGACGCUGCUGCGGCGGCGCAGGCUGCUCAGGCGGAGAAGGAAGCCAACCAGGCCAAUGAGGUGACCGACUCCCCCGAGGGCGCCGAGUCCUCAGAGUCUGCCGCGGCAGGUGCUUCGGCGGAAGGCGGAGAGGCGCCCGCCAGCGCCCGCUCCGAGCCCAAGGGCGAUGAGGCUGCGAGCCCCAAGGAAGGCGAGGCAGCUCCCGCCGCCGCGGUCGACGAGUCCGGCGUGAACCAGGGAGACGUGGAGCUGGUGGUGUCGCAGGUCGGCUGCACUCGCGAGGAGGCCGUCGAGGCGCUGUUGAAGAACAAGGGCGACAUCGUCGAGAGUAUCAUGUCGCUGUCCACGUAG
Messenger RNA from Babesia bigemina, 795 nucleotides. RefSeq names its product NAC domain containing protein, putative. NCBI's taxonomy places the organism in Eukaryota, Apicomplexa, Aconoidasida, Piroplasmida, Babesiidae. Gene Ontology annotation, biological process: protein targeting to membrane. The record is from RefSeq and is a predicted model, not a curated record. The transcript has a single exon. The coding region runs from base 1 to 795 and encodes 264 amino acids. Gene Ontology annotation, cellular component: cytoplasm; nascent polypeptide-associated complex.